UCUUUGGAGUCAGAUUUCGAGGAGAAAGCAGCGCCUCCGCAUCUUUCCGGGAGAAAAUCUGCAUCUGUAGUGAACUAGAUCUCAGGUUUCGAUUUCUCUUACCACGUGGUCUACACACCUCGCUCGGCCAGAUGCAGCUGAAACCGCUCGUGGCGACUGUGAUCGUCACGUUCUCGUUGUUGGCGUCCUUGACGAUGGCUUUGACGACCACUGAGCCGUCUUCCACGGCCACGAGGUUGUCGUCAACUGAAAAAACAACCGAUAAAGUGACCACAACCGCGUCAACCACAUCUUCUACCACCACGACUACGACGACUACGACUGGGACACCUCCCCCUGCAACGUCCACUGAAUGGCAGGACAUGGACGAGGUGGAGUCACAAAAGUUGGUCGACUUUGUAGUGAGUGAAAUUCAGAAGCUGAAAGUGGAACACAAGGAAUUAGAUGAUUGCCAGGAAUUGAACCUGUCGAGCGUUCUAAGUGGAAAAAAAUUGGCCGGAAAAGUCACAAAGUACAGCAUAACAUUGAAAGUUCAACCUCAGAUCAAGAAUAUUGAAUCCUGUUUACAGCAAAAUACGACCAUUACCAAUAUGCAUCCUGAAAUCUGCGAAGCUGAUGUCACCGAGGGAGACCAUGGAGGCACAGAGGGGAAAACACUUCUCAGAUCCACCUGUCUGCAAGUUGAAGAGCUUCAGGAUUAACCACUUUGUCCCACAGAUUCAAAGUUAUAUCUAGACCGAAGCACCCUUCGAUCCAAUAUGUAUCGCACGUCUUAGUAUAAGACUAUAUCCCAUUAGUUAUGUGUAAAAAUCGCAAUGUGUGUAAGCUGUUCAUGAUACAUAGAAUCGGGACAAGCAUGAUGACAAAUUAUUUCUGAAACAGUUUAAAACUGUCUUAUAGGAAAGUUAGACUCAGAGAGUCCACAUACACAAUGGCUUGUAGAUUUCAAAAUAUAAAUGCUAAUCAUUUAUUUCAUGUAUUUCUUUCGUACCAUCCGAGUAGUAGGAUUUAUGUAUAAUGCAUUUUUGUGACAAUGCUAGUAACUAUUAUUAUCAAAUGACAUAUUAUUAAUUCCGCUAUUCAUUCAUCUGUAUUAGUAUUUAAAUCAGAAAUCUAUACUUGAGUUUUUUCACUUUUUCAAGUUUUUCAUCUAUGUUUAUAUCUUGGUUUCGCAUUCUCUUUAAUUUCUUAUAUUAUUUAAACUUCAUCUUGCUUUCCUAAAAUAGGAAGAGGUUAUAGCAAGCAGCUCUUAAGUAUAUAAAAUAAAGGAUAUAACGAUGCAUGUCACUGAAUAUUUAAAUUUUAUGAUAUUAACUGAAUCGUCAAAUCUCCUUUUGUCUGAAAAUGAAGAUGUUAUAAAAAUACUCGAAGUAAACAUUUCACUAAAUGGUUAAUUUUUGUUUUCUUUCUUCCAAUCAUUUGAAAAAAAUAAGGACUUUCGCAUAGUGGCUUCAAUCAUUGCAUAACUCUCUCAUGAUCCAUAAUGGGUAUUAGUUAGAGGAGCAUUAAAUUAAAAAUGGCAAAGAUUGGAAGAUUGCAAAGACCAAGCUUGCAAUUACAGUUACCAACUUGCUAAUUCCAACUUACAUUAUUCCUUAUGUCAACAUUUACAUUAUUACUUAUUUAUGACACAUAUAUCCAUUAUUGCAUGAUGCAUUAAUGGAAUAAACCUGGAGAAAAUUUAAACUUUUCAUAUUAUAUGAUUUUAUUUAAUUUGCUCUUAUUAAUUAGAUCAUAUUCUCAAUUAAGUAAUAUUUGGCUUCUUUUGUUCACAUCAAAAAUAGUUAAAAAAAUACAUUACUGUAGGCAAAUUGGGGAGACAAAUUCUUAUCACUAAAUAUAUUGUUUGAAUAAAAAUAAUAAAUUUCGAGUCUCCCUUCAUGAUUGCUACUAAGAGAUGUUAUAUGUUGAUAACAAUAUCGUUAUUAUUUUUUUUUUAUUUAAAUGGCUUUCGGUAUUUGUAUAUAUCCAGUAUAUGCUAAUGGCAAACUUUGGCUCUGACUACAUGCCAAUAGCGAAUAUAGUCAAUAGAGUACAUGAGACCUUUGGCGAAUACUUGCUAGCUACAAUGUACAGGUACAGGUAGUACAGGUCUACAUAUAAUCUAUUGACACUUUAGCAAUGUUUUACGGAAAUCAAUUUAGUAACUUUCUAAUAAGUGUUUCAUAUUUAAAAAUUAGGUAUCUUGUAAACCAAAACCUAUUCCUUAGAUAAAAUUUAAAAAACAUUUUCACACCAAUACAUAUCUUUAAAAAAAAUCAUUUCAAACGAUAAAGUUUUCUCAAAUAUAUCAAAGCAUUUAUCAAAUUCAGCUUGGAAAUGUAUACUGAAUUUCUAGGCAAAAGGAGUUUUAAACAUUUCUUUACAGAAACAAUCUAUGAAACAUCGUAAUUUGUAUUAGAAUUUUACGUCAAUAUUCUUAAAACUUUAUUAACACAUUGCAUUCUUAUUAUCACAAAAUUACUUUCCCAAUUUAUAAGAAAAAUGCAUUUACAAAAAAUGGAACAAGUAUUAAAAGAUGCAAAAGUGUGGAAGAAAAGUAUUUCCUAAGAGUUCUUAAGGAAAUGCAUUAACAUAUCCAAAGAUAUUUUUCUUUAUCAUGAUGAAGAUUACUUGAAAGAUUAUCUUCAAUUUUAAUAGAGUCUUCCUUUUUUUGCAAACUUUUUUUUUACAUUGAAAACAGUAUAACAACUAUCAUAAUGGAUGUUAAUGAUUUCAACCAAACUCAUCAUGGAUUAAUUAAGAAAGAUUCUGUAUCAUCCAUCAUCAUUAAAGUAUGGAAAGUUGAAUAAUAAAUAGGUUGGAUCACAUGCAAUUAAUGAUUCAGCAAUUCAUAAUCAUUCCAAGCGUCAUUUUUAAGAUAUUUGAUAUAUUAUGUAUGGGAUUUUAGGAUUUUCUCUCAAAGUAGAUUACAUUAAAGUAAGUAGAAUUAACGCCACACUUCCACAAAUUUAUUUUAAAAAUGUUGUCAUUCAUCUUAUCAAAGAUUAGGUUCGUUUUUUUGAAAAAAAAAUGAGAAUUUUCGUUUCAUGAAGGAAUCAACUGUAUUUCUGCAUUUCAAUUAUAUAGCGUUCCUAGAAUUCGAAUUGUUGCUAAGUAAUUAUAAAAAAGUAAAGAUGGCAAUAUAUAAAUUAGGAUUCUUUUAGAUUCCUUAGAUUUAAAUAUCUGCAAAAAUUAAAUGCUUUCUUUUACUUUCAUAGCAGUUAUUCAUACGUAAGUUUUACUAGAAAUUUAACUAUGUUGCAAAAACACUUUCACAAUAUUAGUUAGGAUAAUUUAAAAUUUGUUUAAAUAAAAUAUGUAGUUUUAUUAAAAAUAUGGAAUAAGUUAUAAUUAAGAGUUAAAUAUUUGUUAUGAAAGCAUCAAACAUAUCUAAGAUACAACAUUGUAUAUUCAAUAAAAGAACGCUUUUAAUUAAUCGAAAAAAAAGACUCUACAAGGUUUUAAAUUCUAUUAAAUUAACUCGAAUUAUUAAAUUAUUUGUUAAUUUUCAAUUUUUAUUUCUAAUUGAAAUAAUUUUAUGCAAACACAGUUCAUGAUAUCGAGGAAGACAUAAAAUAUUCUGGAAUUUAAUUAUACUAAGAAUGGUAAAUAACAAACUAAAGCUAUAUCUAAAGGUUAAAAUUAAUAAAACAGACUAUGGAAGUCGUAAAAUGUUUAUAAGAAUGUUUUAAAAUGUGAUUACAGAAAUCAUAAAAUGUAACUAUUAUAUGUAUUAAGCAAAUUUAUCUUUCAAAUUAAAGAAUACUGGAAUAAUUAAAUAAAAUAAAAUGUCUGCUGAUUUCAAACAGUAAAGAAUAGUUUUAAAAAUAUAUCUUUAGAGACUUAAAAAUGUCUGAAAUUUUAACUCUACGCAAAAUUUUGACAAAUGUAAAAUAAAAUCCUUCAUUUAAUGCCAUUAUAUUUCACAUGCACUUUAUUGCACUGACACCAAUUGAAAUUUCUAUCAAAAAGUUUUAUAAAAAUUUGUUUAUUAUAUAUGUAUUCCUUAAAAUUUAAGAUUUAGUGAUUUAUAUUUAGAAGAAUAAUAGAUAAUAAUAUCUCUAAAGAAUUUAAUUGCCACUUGUAUACUUAUUUAAGCAUACAUUUAUUAGAUAGUUGUUCAGAAAUAUUAAUCAGGUGAGCAUUUGUUUGUUUCUUAUUUAUUCUGCUAACAAGGCCAAACUUUUUUAAUUUUGCUCUCAUAUUUGACACAGUUAACAAUAUUCUACUUUAUUAUGAUAUCUAAACAUAAAGUAGGAAUGUAUUAAAAAAACAUGUAUAUGUAAAUAAUG
This is a messenger RNA of Argiope bruennichi, 4274 nucleotides long. RefSeq lists its product as uncharacterized. Bases 132 to 701 code for a protein of 189 amino acids. The record is from RefSeq and is a predicted model, not a curated record. The transcript is spliced from 3 exons. Lineage: Eukaryota; Metazoa; Arthropoda; Arachnida; Araneae; Araneidae.